AUUCCUGACAUUCCUAAGUUCCCUAGGCCCAGGUACCCUCCUGGUCCAGAGGAGUGGCUUGUCUUGCUGCUGCUCCCCUCCCCCAGGUUCACUGGUAGAGGGAGCUAGGCCACUCCUAUACCCUGAGUCACAGCGGGCUAGUAGGGCUGCUCACGAAGCUGGAGCUGUUCUAAAACCUGAGAGCCAAGGCAGGCUGCUUAAUCGGAUUACCUGAGGCCUGAAGCUUGGGCUGGGCCUUGGGCAGAGUGAGGAGCAGGGUGCCCUCACAACAGCUGGGACCUAGGUGUCGAGCCCUUUUACCUCCUGGUUCUCUGCUCUGGAUCCAGGCUUUUUCUCCAGCAUCCACAUCACUGACCUUUCAGCCCCAGGGAGUUGUUCUGGAGUUCCUGGCUCCCUGUCUCCUGACUUGAGGUUUGGAGAUAAAAUGUACCAUAAUCCAGUGGUUCAGUGGUGGUGGAGAAACCUAGGUUUAGGGGCUAGAGUUGGGAGGGUUUCAGUUUUCUCACCUGGAGAGAGAGUUUGAAUCACCACCCAAGCACCUGCUGGGAUGACUCAGGAAACAAAAAUGGCCUACCUCUCAGACUGCCUGACUUUCUUGCCCCAGGGGCUGGUUGGGGGUUUGAGGAGCAAUAGGCACAAGAAAAGGGUGGUGGGGUGACGAGUGGGGGGGUGGGGUGAGUCCAAGUUCCUCCUAGCACAGCUCUGACCCUGAGAGCUUUUGAUCACCCUGUGCUUGAUCCCAUCGUGCAAAGGAAUUGACUUUAAAUUACCAAAGCUUAAGAAGGGAGGGGAAGAUGUUCUCAGCUACUGGGGCUGGAAGGCCUGACAUCUGGGUGUUGGGUGGGGAGGGGGCGUGGUGCCCUGAGGAGGUGUGUUGGGGGCUGGGAAGAACAGGACACCUGGGUUUGCCUAAGGGAGGGGUGAUGUUGGUGCCCUUAAGGAGGCGCGGUCUGCUGGGAGGGAAUGGGGAGGAGUCAGUCGUUAAAAGCUGUUCCUGGGUUUGGCUGAGCCACCAGACACAGACACAGGCCAGGUGAGAGGGCUGUGGCACCUGGGCUGCGCCGCCUGGCAGCUACGGAACUGCAGAGACCCAGAGUGAAGGUUUACUGCUUCCACCAAAGGUCGGCCGGAGGCCAGGAGCGGGUAGGGGAGUGGGACUGGGUCGGGUACCUCCAGGCAACAAGAAAAGGAGAGUACAACCUGUCCAAUACCAGGUACCAGACGGGAUUUCGCACUCCCCAAAGCCAGCCAAAUUGGUUGGGAGCAGGGGCUCCAUUAGGACUCUGAACUUCGGGACGAUAUAUACUUUUUAAGGACACGAGUUUCUCUGGAACAAUUCCAGACCAAGAAGACACUUCCAUUUUAAGGAUACCGGGUUUGGGGAUCAACGUUUCACUUUGGAGGGGAGCGCGUGUGGGACACCCUCUUAAGGCUUUCUCCAAACCGCCAUGGCGCUACCUGGCUCCUCACAGGACCAGGCCUGGAGCUUGGAACCUUCCACUCCCACAGCCCCUAGCUCCUCGUCCUCGGGCUCCCAGGAGCGGGAGAGCGCUGGCAGCCCAGUGGUCUCCGGGGGGCUUCCCUUGGAGAAGGUGAAGCGGCCCAUGAACGCGUUCAUGGUGUGGAGCUCCGCUCAGCGCCGCCAGAUGGCGCAGCAGAACCCAAAGAUGCACAACUCUGAGAUCUCCAAGCGCCUAGGCGCGCAGUGGAAGCUGCUGGGCGAGGACGAGAAGCGGCCCUUCGUUGAAGAGGCUAAGCGGCUCCGGGCCCGGCACUUGCGCGACUACCCCGACUAUAAGUAUCGGCCUCGGCGCAAGACUAAGAGCUCAGGCGCCAGGCCGCCCCACUUUGGACAGGGAAGCAGCAGCGUAGCUGGCGGCGCACCAGUCUGGGGGUCCGUGUACACGACUACCCAGGGGAGCAGAGGCUUUGGGUACCAGCCCCCCAACUACUCGACAGCCUACCUGCCUGGCAGUUACGGCUCUUCCCACUGUAAACCAGAGGCCCCCUCGCCAUGCUCCCUCCCUCCGAAUAACCCCAGGAUCCAAGGGGAGCUGCUCCCCCCCUAUAGCCCCUACCUACCCCCAGGCUCUCCCACUUCGUACAACCCUCCCCUUUCAGGGGCCCCCAUGCCCUUAACCCACCUCUAACCCUCAUGGACAUGGACCUGCCAGGAAGGGUUCCAGCCUCCUUUUUCACCCAGAAACACCCCCCACCCCCCAUUCCCAGGCUGUAAACUCUUCUUUAGAACUGUGAUGGACCACAGUUCAGAGAAGGCCUGCAGUCCCCCCACCACGAAAGCCAGGGGAAGCAACACUACACUUAUAUUUUUUUGUAGGACAAACACAGUUUUGUACGAUUGGA
Molecule: messenger RNA, 2364 nt
Organism: Equus caballus (horse)
Lineage: Eukaryota; Metazoa; Chordata; Mammalia; Perissodactyla; Equidae
Gene: SOX15
Product: SRY-box transcription factor 15
Biological process (GO): cell differentiation; negative regulation of transcription by RNA polymerase II; anatomical structure morphogenesis
Molecular function (GO): RNA polymerase II cis-regulatory region sequence-specific DNA binding; DNA-binding transcription factor activity, RNA polymerase II-specific
Source: RefSeq, a predicted model, not a curated record